AUGGACGCAUCCAAAACAGAUGCUGGUGUGCCGGCAGAUGCCCCGCAUGAACAGCUCAACACCGCUCCAAUCACCCAAGCUACAUCAACAUCACCUGCAGUGUCAGCACCCGUAGACGGUGUAAAUUCGACCGAGACAAAGGAACACGAACCUAAGACAACAGAGACACCGAGCAAUGGAACGACAAUCCCGUCCGUAGAGACUCCGGUCUCGGCUGACAAUGGUGCUACCGCAACAGUUACACAGCAGAAAGACCAUACCAUUGACAAGACAAAACCAGAAGACUUUGACGGCGAGGUCACCACCAACAACGAGCUGCCGUCAGACGAAACCAUCAAAAAGGUAGAGAACUACAUAGUUCUCGACCGAGACGGCAAAUCAAGAACAUUUAAGAGUCUAUACAGCGGGAACAAUGUAGCGAGACGAGUGUUGGUGGUAUUUAUCCGACACUUUUUCUGCGGCAACUGCCAGGAAUACCUGCGAACGCUCUCCGAAUCAAUCACCCCCGAUGCCCUCCUCCAACUCCCCGUCAGCACCUUCAUCGUCGUAGUGGGAUGCGGCGACCCAGCCCUCAUCAACAUGUACAUCGAGGCGACCAACUGUCCAUUCCCGCUAUACACGGACCCCACACGAGCACUCUUCGAUGAACUCGGCAUGACCAAGACGCUCGCACUAGGCGCCAAACCCGCAUACAUGAAGAAGAGCUUGUGGAGGAGCACUCUCGACAGUAUCGGACAGGGGUUAAAGGUUCUGCCCCAGGGAUUGUCUCUCAAGUCCGGGGACCAGCGUCAAGUAGGCGGCGAGUUUCUCUUUGAGCCGCUCGAUAUCGUCACGCCAAUUACGACACCUCAGGACGAGCAGCCCUCGACAGUGGGCUCGAUUGAGGAUCCUAGCAGCGGUGGUAGAGAUCGCGGGGAUGACGGCUCGGUGGAGGAGAAGCGAGUUACUUGGUGCCAUCGGAUGAAGACGACGCGUGAUCAUGCUGAGAUCCCGGAACUUAUGGAGAUCUUGGGGCUGGAUGGACAAGGUUUCCCCAUCAAGGACCAGGAGAGGUGGGCGAGGGCAGUGCAGGCGAGGAAGGGGACUGGAUUGACAAUGGCUAGUGAGAUGAGCAAGUUGGGCGAGUCGAGCAAGGGCAAGGAAGCCAAGGAAGCAUGA
Molecule: messenger RNA, 1158 nt
Organism: Pochonia chlamydosporia 170
Lineage: Eukaryota; Fungi; Ascomycota; Sordariomycetes; Hypocreales; Clavicipitaceae
Product: ahpC/TSA antioxidant enzyme domain-containing protein
Exons: 2
Coding region: 1-1158 (385 amino acids)
Source: RefSeq, a predicted model, not a curated record